AUGAGCGAAGAGAUGCAGGAGCAUCUCUUGCUACGUGCCUGCCCUACCACGAGGGUGGUUCACAACUUUCGAAAUAAAAUGCCCUCCUGUCUUGGAGCUGCCCAGUCCCUGAAGUCAACGAAAGGGUCGGUUGUCCUGGGCUACGUAUUUCGUCACUUAAACUUAGUGGAGAUAGAUUACUUUGGACUACGCUACUGUGACCGAAGUCAUCAGACGUACUGGCUGGAUCCUGCAAAGACUCUUGCUGAACAUAAGGAUUUGAUAAACACUGGACCACCAUACACCCUUUACUUUGGCAUUAAAUUCUAUGCAGAAGAUCCAUGUAAACUUAAAGAAGAAAUAACAAGGUAUCAGUUUUUCUUGCAGGUCAAGCAAGAUGUUCUACAGGGCCGCUUGCCUUGUACAAUAAACACAGCAGCACAGCUGGGAGCAUAUGUGAUUCAGUCUGAGCUGGGGGACUAUGACCCGUAUAAGCAUACUUCAGGUUACGUGUCGGAGUACCGCUUUGUUCCAGACCAGAAGGAAGAACUGGAAGAUGCCAUAGAACGGAUACACAAAACUCUGAUGGGUCAAGUUCCUGCUAAAGCAGAAUCAAAUUACUUGGGGCUGGCCAAAUCCCUGGAAAUGUAUGGAGUGGAUCUCCAUCCUGUUUAUGGUGAAAACAAAUCAGAAUAUUUUUUAGGAUUAACACCUGUAGGAGUUGUCGUCUACAAGAAUAAAAAACAAGUAGGGAAAUAUUUCUGGCCGAGAAUUACAAAAGUUCACUUCAAGGAAACACAGUUUGAACUCAGAGUCGUGGGAAAAGAUUGCAAUGAAACUUCCUUCUUUUUUGAAGCACAUAACAAAACUACGUGCAAGCAUCUGUGGAAAUGCUGUGUAGAGCAUCAUACAUUUUUCAGAAUGCCAGAAAAUGAGUCAAACUCUCUAUCAAGAAAAUUCAGCAAGUUUGGAUCCAUAGGUUACAAAAACCGAUACAGUGGUAGGACAGCUUUGCAAAUGACCAGAGACCUUUCUAUUCAGCUUCCCCGGCCCGACCAGUGUAUUGAAAGAAGUCGCAGUAGGACUUACCCAAAAAGAACACAACAGACUGGAUCUAACAGCAUAAAUCAGAUUAUAACAAAUGGGGAGAAUGAAGGAACUACCAAAAUUAUUGCACCUUCUCCAGUAAAAAGCUUUAAAAAGAUGAAAAAUGAAAACAGUCCAGAAACCCAAAGAAGUAAAACAAGAGCACCGUGGGAGGAAAAUGGCCCACAGAGGUAA
Messenger RNA from Tinamus guttatus (white-throated tinamou), 1260 nucleotides. The record is from RefSeq and is a predicted model, not a curated record. NCBI's taxonomy places the organism in Eukaryota, Metazoa, Chordata, Aves, Tinamiformes, Tinamidae.